Molecule: messenger RNA, 1773 nt
Organism: Prunus persica (peach)
Lineage: Eukaryota; Viridiplantae; Streptophyta; Magnoliopsida; Rosales; Rosaceae
Exons: 4
Coding region: 1-1773 (590 amino acids)
Source: RefSeq, a predicted model, not a curated record
AUGGGUUCCAACCCUCCUCUACUUCCUCCAAUUUGUGAGGAGCAACCUCAUUCUGAAUCUCAAAGAGUUGAAUCUGAAAGUUUAAGAGAUGAGUCUCAAAGAGCCAAUUUUGAUCAAGAAGUUGAUACCAAUUCUCUUGAGCGUGAUCCAGGAUUACAUCCUCGAAUAGACACAUUUCCGCCUAAUCAACAUGAUAAUGUUCGAAGAGCAUAUAUUCUCUUAGGACCAUGUCAACUAAAACUAAAGGAAUAUCCAUCUCAUUUAGAAGGGAAACAAAUGCAUCGAUUUAAUGAUGGAUUUAGAAAUUGGAGAAGAGUGGGUGGCAAAGAGUGUGCUUUCCUUACUCAUGUAGGCAUUAUAAAUUCACCACAUCAUUUUGCUAUCCAAAAGUGGAUGGAUUUAAAGAACCCAACUCACCAUAUUGAUAGAGUUGUGCAACCCCCACAAGAAGUUGCGAAAAAUAGGUUGAGGCUUACAACCACAAAAGAGGCCAUUAGGUAUUUAGCAAAUCAAGGAAUGGCUUUUAGAGGUGAUGAUGAAUCUCAUGACUCCUUUAAUCGGAUACAAAAGGAGAUCCGAAAUAUCUAUGCUAACAAAGUGAGGAAAAGGAAAUGCAAUGAAAUUGGGGAAGAUAGGAAAUUUUGUAUUCUCAUUAAUGAAGCACUUGACGAUUCUAAGAAGGAACAAAUGGCUAUUAUCAUAAGGUUUGUUAGUUGUGAUGGGCAUAUUCGAGAAAGGUUUUAUGAUAUUGUGAGUGUUCAUGACACUAAUUCCUCAACUCUUAAAAGUGAUAUUUGUAAAGUGUUUAGUAAGCAUAGUCUUUUAGUAAGCAAUAUGCGUGGUCAAGGAUAUGAUGGUGCUAGCGAUAUGCAUGGUGAAUGGAGUGACUUACAAGCAUUAUUUCUCAAUGAUUGUCCAUAUGCAUAUUAUAUUCAUUGCUUUACUCAUCGCCUUCAAUUAGCUUUAAAUGCUGCUGCUAAAGAGGUAGGACUUGUUUGGAGAUUUUUUUCAAUGUUGAAUAACAUUGUGAAUUUUGUUGGUACUUCUGCCAAACGACAUUCUGAGUUAAAAUUAAACCGACAAGCUGAAAUUGAAGACUUAUUAGCAGCUGGAAGACUUGGAACAAGUAAAGGGGCUAAUCAAAUUCGAUGUCUGCAACGACCUAGAACUACUCGUUGGGGCUCACAUUUUAGUUCUAUUAGGAGUUUGAUUGAUUUAUUUGGUGCAACCAAGACACUUCUAAAGGAUAUCAAUCAUAAUGGACCUACCUCACAAUUUCGUGGGGAAGCAGAAGAUUAUCAGUUGGGGGAGUUAAAUACUAGAUUUUCAUAUGAAACUGUGGAACUCCUUCGUCUUAGCUCAUCAUUGGAUCCUCGUGAUGCUUUCAAGCAAUUUAACAUUGAUGAUAUAUACACUCUUGCUGAGAAAUUUUAUCCUCAAGAUUUCAGUACAACUGAGUUGCAUGCUUUUAAUCAACAACUGGGAUUUUAUAAGAUUGACAUGGAUCACAAUCCAACCUUCAAGAAUCUUUAUUCCAUUCCUAUAUUACUUGAGCACUUAGUAGAAACAAGAUUAGCACAAACCUACUACUUGAUUGACAGAUUGAUUUGUUUAGUGCUAACUCUUCCUAUUUCUACAACAACAAUAGAACGAGCAUUUUCUUGUAUGAGACUGAUCAAAAAUCGGCUUCGAAACAAGAUAGAUGAUGAAUUUCUUGCUGAUUGUAUGUUACUUCACAUUGAAAGAGAAUUUGCUGAUAAUAUAGAUAAUUAA